This is a messenger RNA of Ixodes scapularis (black-legged tick), 2211 nucleotides long. RefSeq lists its product as uncharacterized. Bases 146 to 2095 code for a protein of 649 amino acids. Lineage: Eukaryota; Metazoa; Arthropoda; Arachnida; Ixodida; Ixodidae. The transcript has 12 exons. The record is from RefSeq and is a predicted model, not a curated record.
ACAUCCGCUUUUAGCUACCGACAACACACACGGAGCGGCGCUGUAUGUCUGAUUUCGACUGACAAUGUGGUGCAUUGUUAGUCCGUUUCACGCGGCGCCACGGAAAACGUGCGUCUGAUCCCGCGUUUGGACGCAAAGGGACCGCAUGGAUGACAUAGGGGAGGAUGAGAGGGGGGAUCGUGAGCGGAGCAAGUGUCGGAAGUACAGGAAGGAGCUGGGGCUUCUGCAGGCCAAGGUGGACUUUCUGGAGGAGGAGCUCCUUGCGGAGCGCCGUCUCUGCAGGAGGCUCCAGGAUGCAUUCCUCAGAGUCAAAGAGAACACUGUGAUGAAUGGGCAGAUGCCCUCUCAAGUGAGAGCUGUUGAGACCCAAACAGACGAUCAGCCGUCUUCGUCCAUGCAGCAAGUAGAUCACCGCCAAAGCAACGGCACGACCCACCUCAACGGCGGAGGCAGUCCGGCAUGUUCUGUCAUAUUCACGUCCCCCAAGGAGCAGACAAACGGACUCGCGACGUUCCAGGCGGCCCUUCCUGUUCUUGCCAGUCAACCGCCCGUGGCAACAGAGCCGGCACAGAGCACAGCGACGACGGAGCCGCUCGAGCAAGCUCAACCCGACAUCGCCGAGAAGCAGACGGGAGAGAACGGCUGCGAGCGCUGCUGCGGAAAAUUGGUCUUUGACGCUACCGUGUCGUCGGUUGCACCCGUGGCCACCAACUCGUGCACGGAGGGCAGCAGCUCUAACACCGACUGCGACCUUGAUGCGACGGAAGAAGAGAUGAAGGAGUUUGAUUUAGCAGCAUUUGUCAACUUGAGGGAUGAAACGCUGGCCCUGCAGAACAGCACCCUGAACGGACUGGAGUCGUCGGAGACCGACGACGUGCCGGCCUCUGCCGAGAGCGGCGGGCAACCCGAAUCUGCCGAGAACGGGGAAGUUUUGGCAGCCCGACCGACCUUCAAGUUUCCAGACCUCCCGCUGGACGUGAAGCAUCAGCUGUCCCGGCUGAGGAAAGGGGACCUCGUGCCGACCACCCUCAGGAAGCGGAUCGUGGCCCGCCUCUACUGCGCCCUCUCUGCGGCCACCCUGUACCCAGGGAGGCUCUACUCCACCGCAGCGGACGAGUUGGUGAGGAGGUAUCCUCAGCUGCGUGAUGCUUCGCCCACGGGAUGUAAAACGUGGCACGAGGGAAUGCGCAGUCGUGCGAAGAACAUGCGCCGGAGGAUGGGUCCGGGAGUUCCGGAGGUGGAUCGUGCCAAGGCCAAGGUUCGACAACGCCUCGAAGCGACAAGGCCACUGGCCGCUUCCGCAAGCACAGACGGCGGCAAGUCAUCCACCGGCCGUGCUGCGGCCAUCCGAUGCUUGCCUCAGAUAGAGCUUGGCAAAGAGGAGGACGAAGACACCGUCGGGGCGCUGGUGGGCUUCCUGAAGGCGGAGGUUGAGAAGCCCAGAAGGGACAUGGUCAAGAUCAAGGUGGCCAUGAACCGGACCUUCUUUGCCAGGAGGUACUGGAUGACUGACCUCAGCCUCACCGUGGAACGCGUCACCCAACGCUACCCCGCGCUCAGGCUGGAAGAGGAGAUCCGGUACGAGUUCCAGCGGCUGACACAGAGGGACGCUGCGGCCGGCCUGCAGACGUUCCUGGAGCACAAGAUCGACCGGGUCUUCGCCCUGCUCAUGGAGAAGCCGAGCACGAGGGAGAAGGCCAACGAAGUGAUGAAGGACGCGGGCUCCUGCCUCCCGGCGCAGACCAAGAGCUUCCUGGCAACGGCAUGCCUUUGCCUUUUACCAGGCUUGGUGCGGGAGAAGUCUGAUCGGUUCCUGAAAAAAUUGGAGCCAGGCACAGAGCACCACCACCCUACCAUCAUCUUCGCUGGAAAGGACGCCUUCAACUCAUCCAUAGUUCAAGUUGCCUUCGAGGACAUCGUCAUCACUGUGGUAGACAUCAAGCACGCCAUCUCCCUGAUGAUCUGCAUGUACUGGGCGUUCAACGUGGAGUAUGUCACGGAAGCCAGAAACACCUUGUCCAUCCUGGAGUACGUCAUCGGCGUGAGGCACACGCAGCUCGGCACGAGUGCGCUGAAAUUCGUCAGUUCGUUGUAAAUAUACGAGCAGCUUUCGUCCGUCACCUCCAUGGACGGGUCCAUUUGUUGGUGCAUUCCACCCUCUUAUUGUGUUCACCUCGGGCGUCUGUAAAUAAACGGUUAUCGUCUUUCCAA